CUUCAAACAAGAAGUUGAUGUCGUUUGCACAUGCUUCCAGAGCACCACCCAUGUCGUUAGCGCAGACCCCUGAUCUCCGCAGCACCCCCGAGCAAUCGACAACACAUUUCAUAAUCUGGCCCGCGUCUCCUUCUUGAUGACUUGAUGAUGCAUAAAUGCAGCUCUCGCGCUAUCUGUUCGGCCUCACUUGGCUUUUGCUACCGGUAGCUUUCUUGGGCACAACAUGGCUGUAUCUGUAUCCCCUCUUCCACGGCUGCACAUUUCCCCAACCUAACAACACGUCGCUCCCGCUGCUCUCGUCGCAAGCACCCUUCCGCCUGCUCGCCCUCGGCGACCCGCAGCUCGAAGGCGACUCCUCGCUACCAGACCCCAACGCGCCCAUCUUUCCGUCCCUCGAAAACGUCAUAAGCGAUAUCCGCAAUGCGAACUUCGACCCCCCGGAUGUGCGCGACAUCCUUUCCACAGCAGCAAAAGGUGCAGUGAAGGAUCUGGGCGCCUGGCUGGAAGGCUACAGGAAGACAGUCGAUCUAUGGGGUAAUGACUGGUACCUGGCGCAUAUCGCGCGGAGUCUGAGAUGGUGGACGGAACCCACGCAUAUCAGCGUCCUGGGCGAUCUGCUGGGCAGCCAGUGGAUCACCGACGGCGAGUUCGAUAAACGCGCUAGCCGCUACUGGGGCACCGUCAUGCGCGGGCUGGAGAAGGUGCCUGAUGCGAGUAUGGGCGUUUAUGUUGAGAGCGAUCACUACGACGAGCCGGAAGACGAACGCAAGAAGACAUGGGGCGGCACGAGAGAGGUCCUCGGCGCAGAUAAAGCGUGGGGGAGGCGCGUCAUCAACAUCGCGGGCAACCACGACAUCGGCUACGCAGGGGACAUCGACAAUGCGCGCGUAGACCGCUUCGAGCGUGCGUUCGGCAGCGUGAACUGGGACAUGUGGCUCACUCUCCCACCCAACACCAACAACACUUCCAUCCCCUCCUUCCCCUCCUCAGAAGACACAGCGACCGCAGACCCCCCGCCAGCCCUCCGCCUCGUCAUCCUCAACACCAUGAACCUCGACACGCCCGCCUGGACCGACUCGCUCCAGCAAGACACCUACGCCUUCAUGAACCACAUCAUCACCACCUCGCGCCCCGUGACCGACAAAACACACGCCACAAUCCUCCUGACCCACGUACCCUUGCACAAAGAACCCGGCAUCUGCGUCGACUCACCCUAUUUUGAUUUCUUUGAGGGUGGCCACGGGGUGCGGGAGCAGAACAUGCUGUCUGAGUACGGGAGCAAGAUAGUUUUGGAGAGUAUCUUUGGGCUGAGUGCGAACAAGGACGCCGAGGGCAAGGGGAUGGGAAGACGUGGGGUUGUGGUUAACGGCCAUGAUCAUGAGGGAUGCGAUGUGCUGCACUACAUACGGCAGCCUGGCGCCCCAUCCUCGUGCAAUGCGGAUGAGGUAGAGAGAGGGGAUGCGUAUUGGCCUAAGCCAACAGCGAAUGAGACGGAUGUCAGUAUCCCCAACGAGCUGUCCGACGACACCAUAUCCGCGAACGAAACCAUACCCGAGAACCCUGCAGAACAAGCCUGGAAAGCGCGCCGCUUCCCCACACUCCCCUUCGACAUCUCCCAAGAUAACGAAUGUACACACAUCCCCUCCUCCCCACACCUGCGCGAAAUCACCCUGCGCAGCAUGAUGGGCGAUUUCUCCGGGUAUGCGGGCUUCCUAUCCGCAUGGUUCGAUUUUGAGAAAGGCGAGAGGGGAGAGUGGGUGAUUGAGUUUAGUACGUGUGGGGUCGGGGUGCAGCAUUGGUGGUGGGGUGUGCAUAUUGUGGAUUUGAUUCUCGUUGUUGCGAUGAUUACGGGGUCGGUCGCGAGGGGGGUUGAGACACUGAGAGGCGAGGAGAAGAUGACUACUAGGACGAAGAAGGGAGAAGGCAGCAAUGGUGCAAUCGGUGGAGCGGUGGUGCAGAAGCGAGGGAAGGUGGUCGAGAUGAGUGUUGAGCCUGGUGCCGCGUCGAUGCAGAAGACCAGACGGGUGUAAAACGUAUAGCAUAUGAAUAUAGACCUUAUACGAUC
Macroventuria anomochaeta is the source of this 2065-nucleotide messenger RNA. RefSeq lists its product as uncharacterized. Gene Ontology annotation, cellular component: endoplasmic reticulum. Lineage: Eukaryota; Fungi; Ascomycota; Dothideomycetes; Pleosporales; Didymellaceae. The record is from RefSeq and is a predicted model, not a curated record. The coding region runs from base 156 to 2030 and encodes 624 amino acids. The transcript has a single exon. Gene Ontology annotation, biological process: GPI anchor biosynthetic process.